UCUAUCUCUUUCACAAAAUCUAGCCACCAUCUUCUCUCAUUUCAAUACUCCACUUAUUACUAAAAUAUGUAUGAAUUGCAACAAUUUCAACUUCAUCAUCAGAAUAAUCAGAUGACAAUGAACAUGGAUCAUAUGAUGAUGAAGAAAAGGACAACAAAAAAAUUAACGGAGGAAGAGAGGGUUCAUGUUGUGGAUUUGAAUGGCAUGUCUUUGGAUUCACUUCCUCCUAAACUUUCUAUUGAUUUAGGUAUCAUUUGCACGCUAGACUUAUCUAACAACAACCUCCAGAAUAUUCCGGAGUCGUUAACGGCGAGAUUAUUGAACUUGGAGAAGUUGGAUGUGCACUCGAAUCGCCUCAGAUCACUCCCCAAUUCCAUUGGAUGUCUCUCUAAACUCAAACUUUUGAAUGUCUCUGCCAACUUCAUCCAAUCUCUCCCCGCAACCAUUGAGAAUUGCAGAGCAUUAGAAGAGCUGAAUGUCAACUUCAACAAGUUGAGCAAGCUUCCAGACACAAUAGGCUUUGAGCUCAUAAGACUUAAGAAGCUCGCAGUUAACUCGAACAAACUAGUUUUUCUUCCUAGCUCCACCUCUCACCUAAUGGCUCUGAAGGUUCUCGACGCACGCCUAAACUGUCUUAGAGCUCUCCCAGAAAAUCUUGAGAACCUCAUCAAUCUUGAGACUUUGAAUGUGAGUCAAAAUUUCCAGUACUUGGAAUCAUUACCCUACUCGAUAGGGCUCCUCUUGUCCUUGGUCGAACUGGACAUUAGCUACAACAAUAUCAAAACAUUGCCCAACUCCAUUGGGUGCCUCAAGAAACUCCAAAAGUUAAGUGUGGAGGGAAAUCCACUCAGUUCACCUCCACCAGAAGUGGUGGAGCAAGGAUUGCAUGUGGUGAAGGAGUACAUGUGCAACAAAAUGAACUCAAGCGAAAAUAUUACAUCCAAGAAAGGAUGGUGGAUCGGGAAGUUGGUUAAAUGUGGUACCUUCAAUGGACACAUGAAAAGUGGGAAACGAUUAGAACAUAAGGGUUUCAGCAUGCUUCAGUAUCAACCCAUGAAUGGUCUUGCUUCACCAGGGUUCAUGGGAAAGUUGUCACCUUUUCGCCUCUUCUCACCCUUUUCACCACGUCGUUCCUUCGGCUGAGAGAAGCCACGGAAUAUUUAUGUAAAUUUUGUCUACAAUUGUUGUCUGUUAAAUAGUUUUGAAAGAUGUGUCAUUUUUGAAUUUCAACAAUCAGGACAUGGCAACUGUAAAUGGGAAUAAUUGCUUGUUAGACUGAUGUAUGCAGAAAUAUUGUACGUGUAUCAUGGAUUUGAAAAUUGUGGACCUGUUCAUGUAAAGCUUCUUCAAUUGAUGUAAACUAAUGGUUCAUAAAUUACUUUUUUUACAGUUC
Messenger RNA from Cicer arietinum (chickpea), 1393 nucleotides. Its product is annotated as plant intracellular Ras-group-related LRR protein 6-like. Gene Ontology annotation, cellular component: cytoplasm. Gene Ontology annotation, molecular function: protein binding. The record is from RefSeq and is a predicted model, not a curated record. Lineage: Eukaryota; Viridiplantae; Streptophyta; Magnoliopsida; Fabales; Fabaceae.